AAGCGGAGAAAGACUCUGGGGUUUGGACCUGACCAUCCUCAUGCCGUCUUCCACUCGAGUCCUUACCAGAUUCAGACCAAUGGCUUCACUCCCUCUGAAUCGAGCAUGUGCCCAAUAGAGGUCGCACAUCUCUUCAUUCAAGACGUGCUACAGAAGAAAGGUGCCAGCUACAAGAUUCGGAAGGACUCGUACACCGACAAGAACACGGGCGUUACUCAUGUCUACGUUCGCCAGGUCGUAAAUGGCUUGGAGGUCGCAGAUGGAGACAUGAACAUCAACGUGAAGGACGGUGUUGUUUUGUCAUAUGGAAACUCGUUCUACAGCGGUCCCGCUCCCGUUCCUUUUACUAAUCCCGAUGUCGCCUUUGUUCGUAAUCCUCAUCGAGAGGCUUGCGAUUUCGUCGCGACCAUGUUGAAGCCUCAAGAAUUCCAGGGAAAUGGGGACCAAUUCAUUCUUGGUGGCGAACACGUCAUCUCCGAGGAACUUUCUCACAUCCACAAUACACACUGUGGGUCCGAGGUUCCCUCCGUUAGCUCGGAAGACCCGACGGACUUCCGUCCCGCUUUGCUUAAAUUCAUGGCUACUGCCACUCCUGACUCGAAAUUGGCUGCUGAUAUCGCCAAUGACAGUGAGAAGUACUUGAACAAGAUAACCGUUGAGCCCACUAGCCACUUUGCUCCCUCAGGCUCAGAGGCAGCUAUUGAGUUUGUGGCGGGCAACGUCCCGGAUGCCAUCAAUCCCGUCAAGGCUAGGUUGGCUUACAUCCAGGUUCCCAAUGCUCAAGGGGACUCGACAGAUCUUCACCUUGUUUGGAAGUUUGAGGUCGAGAUGCAGGACAAUUGGUAUGAAACCUCCGUAUCUGCGUCCUAUCCCCACAACAUCAUCUCAGUGGUCGACUGGGCAUCGGAUUCUCCAAUUCCCAAGCCCGCUCCCCCGCCACCUGCGACCUACAACGUCUUUGCAUGGGGAAUCAACGACCCAGAGCGCGGUGAACGCAGCAUCAACAAGGAGAACUUUGACGCUCUUGCUUCUCCUGCUGGCUGGCACGCCAUGCCUGUCGCGAAUGACCCUUCAAUCAGCGGUUCGAGGUCGAAGGAGUUCUGGAGUAACUCGACCACAACGUGGGGUAACAAUGUCUUCGCUCAAGAGAACUGGGAAGGCCAGAAUUCCUUCAUUGACAACUAUCGUCCUGAUAGCGGCAAGAGCAAGGUUUUCAACUACCCUUACCACCCGAAGAUCACAGACAGGUCCGAUGCUCUUGAGGAGGCGCAGAAGUACAUCAACACAACGAUCACUCAGCUUUUCUACACGACCAACUUGGUCCACGAUCUUUACUAUAGAUAUGGAUUCGAUGAAGUCUCUGGUAACUUCCAGCAAUACAACUUUGGCCGUGGCGGGCAGGAGAACGACGCUGUCAUUGCCAACGCCCAAGACGGGUCAGGAUAUAACAACGCGAACUUCAUGACGCCACCUGAUGGCCAGAACGGCCGCAUGAGGAUGUACCUCUGGAACACUGCCCUUCCUUACCGUGAUGGUGAUCUAGAGGCGGGCAUUGUGAUCCACGAGUUGAGCCAUGGACUGAGCACACGUCUUACUGGUGGCCCAGCGAACUCUGGAUGUCUUGGUUGGGGAGAGAGUGGUGGUAUGGGUGAGGGAUGGGGUGAUUUCUUGGCGACUACCAUUCGUAGCAACAAGCACUACUCUGACUACGCUAUGGGCGCUUGGGCUGCGAACAGGGAGAGUGGUAUCAGGAACUACAUCUACUCUUUGGACGAAAACGUCAACCCAUCAACUUACAAGACCCUUGACAAGCCUGGGUACUGGGGCGUGCACGCCAUUGGUGAAGUGUGGGCUGAGAUCCUUUGGGUCGUCUCACAGGAGCUGAUCAAGAAACACGGAUACUCGGACGAUCUCUUCCCUCCUGCACCACACACAGACGGCACCAUCCCCAUUGGUGACUUUUACAGGGUCACGGAGGAUGGGAAGCCCCUCGUCCCGAAGCACGGUAACUCCCUCAUGCUACAGCUCGUGCUCAAUGGCAUGAAGCUCCAGGCGUGCCGCCCGACGUUCUUCCAGGCGCGCGAUGCGAUUAUUCAGGCUGAUCAGAUCUUGACGGGUGGAGAGAACUUUUGUGAGCUCUGGAAGGGCUUUGCGAAGAGGGGGAUGGGCCCUGAUGCGAAGGUUGAGGGACAGACGCCGUGGGGUGGAGGUAUCAGGACUAAUGGGUUCACAUUGCCC
Laccaria bicolor S238N-H82 is the source of this 2238-nucleotide messenger RNA. RefSeq lists its product as uncharacterized. Gene Ontology annotation, molecular function: metalloendopeptidase activity; zinc ion binding. Lineage: Eukaryota; Fungi; Basidiomycota; Agaricomycetes; Agaricales; Hydnangiaceae. The annotation marks the transcript as partial. The record is from RefSeq and is a predicted model, not a curated record. The transcript has 7 exons.